Penicillium brevicompactum is the source of this 951-nucleotide messenger RNA. RefSeq lists its product as uncharacterized. The transcript has a single exon. Lineage: Eukaryota; Fungi; Ascomycota; Eurotiomycetes; Eurotiales; Aspergillaceae. The record is from RefSeq and is a predicted model, not a curated record. Bases 1 to 951 code for a protein of 316 amino acids.
AUGCGGUUCUGGUCCAUCCUCUGCCUCGGCAGUGCCCUAGCUCUAUCAAUCCCGAACGCUCAUGAGCUUCGCCUUCCCUUUGCGCCAUCCCCCGAGAGUCUGGAAAAUGGCGUGCGCACAACACUAUCUAUCAAUUGGUCUAUCCAGAAUGGGAGCCUCUACGCAAAUGAAAACCAAGUCUACCCUCCCUCAGUCACCAUGCAACUCCGCGCCCCGCUCUACGAAGCAGACUCCCCCACCGACCAAUCAGUCGACCUCUCAUACACCCUCGACACCCGCCCACUAUCAACAGACCAGGUCGGCGCCGUCGCAGGCAUGGUGCGCGUUCGGGUCGAAUUGCUCGAUUUACAUGGAAAUCUGAUCUCGCCUAAUGCCGUUGCUGUCGACAUGCUCACCUACCAGGACGGUGAUCAUCAUAUCACCCGCAUUCGGGUUGAACCUGCCCGUGGAGGCUAUCAGGAUGAUCGCUUCUCGCAGAAGAGCCGUCCCUGGGUCGUCAAGUACUGGAACACGCAGUUUGGUUCGCUGUUCGACCACGUCAAGACUAAGACUGACAAGGCCGACACGGCUGACAAGCCUGCUAAACUUGACUCGCCUGCUGCCAUUGCCUCGGUUCCUCGCCCAUCCAUUGAGUCUGCGCACAAGUUCUCCAUCUCAUCCUUCUGGGCUGCGCCAGAGCAUUCCAGUCACCGUGGAAACCACCCCCACCACCGCCCCGGUAGCUCGUUCAGACGCAUUGCUCGUCCCAUCAUCCUGCCGGCGGUGAUGGGUGCCGUCGCUGGUCUAGCGGCUUGUCUGGUCGGGUUCUUCCUUGGCCACCUUGUCAUGUCUUUCGCCGUGCGUCUGGGCUGGAAGGCCCGGGCUCGGCCAACCACUGAAGAGGGUACAGCUUCCGAGAAGUCCCCUAUGGUACCCAAUGUCUUUGUAACGGAUGUCACCGAGUCGGUAUAA